Messenger RNA from Microthlaspi erraticum, 1431 nucleotides. The record is from the annotation of a GenBank genome assembly. Lineage: Eukaryota; Viridiplantae; Streptophyta; Magnoliopsida; Brassicales; Brassicaceae.
AUGGGAAGAAGAAAGGUGAAACUUGUGUGGGUAGCGAAUAAAACCUCAAGAAUGUUAAGUUUGAAGAAAAGGAGGAUAGGGGUGUUGAAAAAGGCAAAAGAACUUGCCAUUUUGUGUGAUACAACGACUUGUAUGAUCAUGUUCAGCCCUAACGAGGCUGAGCCAACAGUGUUUCCAUCUGUUGACGCCGUUCGUGACAUCCUCGACGACUUCUUCGCCUUACCGCUGGUCGAACAGAAGAGGAAAGAUACGAACAUUGUGUCAUACCUGGCGGAGAAGACAGAUAAGGCUCAUGAGCAGUUGAUGAAGAUCCAUGAGAAGAAUAUGGAGCAGGAGACGGAUCAGCUGAUGGUGCAGCUACAACAUGGUCGUAAAUUUGAUGAUCUCAAUUUGGAUGAGAUCCAUAAAUUGUUAUCCUUCUCAAAGGAGAAGAUCAUGCAUCUUAGGAAGAAGCUGGACUCCAUGGAGCAUCGUCCUCUUCGAGAUCACCCGGUGAAUCCAUUUGAGGCACGACCCGAGGAGUUUAGGACCACCACGAAUGAUGUUUCCGUAGGAGGUGGUCAGGAGGAUGACAGAUCGGAGAGGAUUGAUGAAACUGCUGGGAAAAGGAUCAGCAUUGGUGAUGUAAUCAGGGAGAAUCAACCUCAUUACAUAAUGGAUAAAUGGUUUUUUCCAUCUCCUGAACCGGUAAACCCUCAGAUCCACCAGACAAUUAGGAUGGAGACGGCAUCUUACAUUGCAAAUCCAAACCCUAGAAGCUACCUUCCGUACCAAGGAAGCAGCAGCAGCAGCGGAAACCCUCAUUUUCAAGGGAUGGAGCCGAUUGGUACACCAGCGAUGACCUUCCAUGGUUCGGUUGGACCAGUCUCUCAACCAUUGCAGCACCAUAACAUGAGUCAACCAAGGCAAUACCGUACUGAGGAAGGAAUCAACAUCAAUCACUGGAGGAGCAACACUAUGACGACCAACGAUGGUCUUCAUCAAAUGCCACCACCACCUAAUGUUGAUGCAAUGUCGUUUGCUUUCAAUAGGGAUUGGCCAGGAUUCAACAAUGGAAGUUACCGUCCGUACCAAGGAAGCAGCAGCAAUGGAAACCCUCGUUUUGAACAUAUGGAUCCGAUUGGUACACCAAUGAUGACCUUCCCUGGUUUGGUUGGAUCAGUCUCUCAACCAUUGCAGCAACAUAACGUGAUCAACAAUCCAAUGAUGUCUAUGAGUCAGCCAAGGCAAUACCGUCUUGAGGAAGGAAGCAACAUCAACAACAAUGGUGUUCCGCAGUUUCAUUGGAGGAGUAACGCUAUGACGACCAAUGAUGGUCUCCGUCAAGUGCCACAACCACCUCAUGGAACAACCGCCGCGGAAGGUAACGUUGAUUCGAUGUUGUUUGGUAUCAACAUGGAUUGGCCGGGAUUCAACAAUCCUCAUUUCUAG